This is a messenger RNA of Aphanomyces astaci, 1260 nucleotides long. RefSeq lists its product as hypothetical. Lineage: Eukaryota; Oomycota; Saprolegniomycetes; Saprolegniales; Verrucalvaceae. The record is from RefSeq and is a predicted model, not a curated record. The transcript is spliced from 2 exons. The coding region runs from base 23 to 1159 and encodes 378 amino acids. Gene Ontology annotation, molecular function: protein binding.
GUGGCAUGCCAAUCACAACACCAUGAACGUCCAAUCUCACCAGUCCCACGCCAUCACCACCAUGGCCAUCGUCCGCGAAGCGUUCUCACCGAGCACUGCAGAUGGAGGCGGCCACCACGACGAUAGCGCCGGCCACGACUCGACCAGCGACGAUGACGACAUUGCCCCCAGCAGCAAAUUCCUCGCGGAUCUUAAGACGGAGUCGGUGCGCUGCCGCAACGAACUGGCCAAGCAGGAAAAACGCUUCGAAGAACUCAAGAAAGUGCACCACGCGUCGAUGGAGAACAUAGUGUCCAUUUACACCACGUUAGAGAAGACGUUCGACGCGCAUUUGGGGCAAUUGGAGGCCCAUUCGAGUUCCUUACUGGCCCAGCAGCACCGUCUCGAGGAGCUUUUGACCAAGGACUACUCCGUCGUAUCAUCUCCCAGCAAGGCCAACGAACUGAAACGCGACGCCAGCUCGGUCGAAGCUGCCACACCGCCACGAAAGCGCUCAAAGGCGGCCGCCGCCUCGCCCACCCCAGUGCGCCUCCUUCCGCCGCGAAAGGCAGCUCCCGCGCAUGAACUACCACCUACUCUCCGCGGUCAUCCAGGCAAGCCCCCUGCGAGAGGCCGUCCCGCCAAAGCCGACGAUUCUGAAGUCCACGAUGUGACAGAGUUCGCGUACCAUGGUCGAUGGGACGUGGCUCGAUGCGGGCAGUUCUCGGAGAUCGACCAGCAGGGCAGGCGAAUGCGGUCGACGUCGUCCGGAUGGAACGUGGUGAUUGGCCGCGAGCCAGCCGACUCGUUUGUCGUGCGCGUGUCUUUUCCGACCACCAAGCAAAAGAACUCGGUGGCCAUUGGUUUGACCAAGGAGCCCAACUUCUGGAAGGAGCCGCUGCAAGCCACGCACUCGGCGUUCGACUUCAACCAGUUCGGCUGGUUCCUGAACGUCCAACGCGGCGCCCUGUGUUCGAAGGCCGGCCACGACAACGCGCCGUACUGCACGCGCUUCAAAACCGGCGACGUCCUGGCUGUGGUGCUGGACACGGACACUUCCACCGUGCGCUUCUUCAAGAAUGGAAAAGACCUGGGCGUGGCCUUCACGGACGUGACCGAGCGCGACAUGUACCCUGCCGUCAUCACGUAUGAUCGCGGGAUCAAGUUGGAGUUGCUUUAGCGUAACAGGUGAGUUGUAAUGAGUAACACCGCUGUAUAUUAAGUCUGUACAUGGUAGUUAGCAAUGGAAUGUAGUCGACUUUCUGUAGUAACUGUACUCUC